Molecule: messenger RNA, 3850 nt
Organism: Morchella sextelata
Lineage: Eukaryota; Fungi; Ascomycota; Pezizomycetes; Pezizales; Morchellaceae
Exons: 2
Biological process (GO): DNA integration
Molecular function (GO): nucleic acid binding
Source: RefSeq, a predicted model, not a curated record
GGAGAAGAUGGGGAAAUACUAUGAUCGGAAAAGGGACGAACCGCCGAACUUCAAGAUAGGCGACAUGGUCAUGCUCAAUGCGACCAAUAUCAAGACACGUCGCUCCACCAAGAAACUCGAUCAUAUGAAACUCGGUCCGUUUAAGAUUAUCCGACUAGCUGGGAAACGAGCCUGCGAAUUAGAACUGCCACCACAAGUCAAAAUCCAUAACGUGUUCCACAUCGAACUCUUGGAACAUUACCGACAGAGCAGUAUCCCAGGCCGUGAACAACGUCCCCCAACUCCUGAAGAUAUCGAUAAAGACGGAGAGGUACUGUACGAAGUGGAAAGUAUCGUGGGAAGCCGGAAAAGUAGAAGAGGAUUAGUGGAAUACCUGUGUACUCUUGUGGUCUGGUACGCAUCCCUCACAGAAGGCGCCCAAGGGUCUUUCCUGUUUGACACCGGUUGUACAGGAGCUAUCCUCAACCAGAGUUUUGUCAGGAAACAUGGAAUUCCUUUAGUGCGGCGGGAUCAACCUCUGACAAUGUUUGAUGCUCAAGGAGAUGUCAUGAUGGGAGGAGGCGAGUAUUACACUCACCCGGUCCGCAUGACUAUGGGAGAUCAUAAGGAGACACUUCGAUGGGAGGUGGCUACUUUGGAAGAAGGAAUGACCGGUUACCUGCCAAUUAGUUGGACUAGGAAGCAUAACCCGAAUAUCAAUUGGGAACUCAACACCAUGAGCUGGAGGAGUGACUACUGCAGGCAGAAUUGUCUCCCAGCGGCCACCAAGAUUGAACUUGUCUCUCCAUAUCAGAUGUCGGAGGAAGAAGAAACAGUCUAUCAAUUGGUUGGUUCAGUAUGGCAUGAUGAGGACGGAGGUGAUAUUGCUGAGAAAAUACACCACCUAUACCGGGAAUGGGCUGAUGUGUUCAGUCAAGAGAAGAUUGAGGAAAUGCCGCCGCAUUCCCAUAAUGAUUUGAAGAUCAAGCUCUUGCCUGGCACCUCUCCCCGAUUUGGCCCGCUGUACCCAUGUUCUGCUCCAGAGUUGAAGGCCCUCCGAGAGUACCUGGACAAAGAAUUGUCUUCAGGAAAGAUCUCUAGAUCAAAUAGCCCUGCUGCGGCACCCAUAUUGUUCAUUCCUAAGAAGGAUGGGACAUUGCGGAUUUGUGUGGAUUACAGAGGUUUGAACAAGGUCACUGUCAAGGACAAGUAUCCGCUCCCUAUCAUGAGUGAGCUCAGAGACAGGUUGUUCAAGGCCAAGAUCUUCACAAAGAUAGACCUGAAGAACGGCUUCAAUUUGAUCAGGAUAGCUGAAGGUGAUGAGUCGAAAACCGCUUUCAGAACUCGCUAUGGACUGUAUCAAUAUAAUGUGAUGCCGUUUGGACUAUGCAACGCUCCCUCCGCCUUCCAGGCAAUGAUCAAUGAUGUGCUAAAGGAACUACUAGAUGAAGGAGUGGUUGUCUACAUUGAUGACAUCCUCAUCUACUCGGAAAAUGAGAAAGAGCAUGAGCUACUGGUCAAGAAGGUCUUACAGAAGCUUAGGGAAGCUAAGCUCUGUGCCUCGAUCAGUAAGACAUCUUUCCAUGUCCGAGAGGUAGAAUACCUGGGCUAUCAUAUCUCAGAACAGGGAGUAUCUAUGUCAGAAGAUAAGGUGGAGGCAGUUAAGGAAUGGCCGGUCCCUGAGAAUAUCAAGGCUGUACAGGCAUUCCUCGGAUUUGCAAACUUCUAUCGCCGCUUUAUUGAAGGCUUCAGUAAAGUUUGCAAACCAUUAACUGAUCUCCUGCAAAAAGACAAGAAAUGGUAUUGGACGGCAGCACAUGAGCAGGCCUUUGAAGAACUCAAGAGGCUGUUCACAAGCGCUCCAAUCAUUCUUCAUUUUGACCCUAGUAGGAGCACGGUGGUUGAGACAGAUGCCAGUGAUUUUGCCAAAGGAGCGGUGCUCUCUCAGUAUGGGGACGAUGGAAAGCUACAUCCGGUGGCAUUCUAUUCUAAGAAGUUCUCCCCUGCUGAGAUCAACUAUGACAUUCAUGAUAAGGAAAUGGGAGCUAUUGUAGCCUCUUUCCGGGAAUGGGAACACAUGCUCAAAUCUUGUGAGCAAGAGAUCACGGUUUUUACAGAACACAAGAACUUGGAGUAUUUUAAUUCUACCAAGGUUCUCACUAGGCGGCAAGCUAGAUGGUCUGAGGACCUCGCAGGCUACAAUUUUAAAGUUGUCUACAGACCGGGAGAAAAGAAUGGCAAGACUGAUGUGCUAUCUAGGCGCUGGGAUCACCGCCUUGGAGAGGGAGGUGAAACUCUGCAGCCGGAGCCACAGAUCUUUUUUAGGCCAGGUCAAUUGGUUUUGGAUCCUGCAAAGCUAGUGGCUGUCAGGGUGAAUCAAUUGCAGAAUACAUUCUUAGAGCGCCUAUAUGCGGCUGCUAAAGAGGAUAGUUUCUGGCAGGAACUGCACCGCUCCCUGGUUGAAAGGAAACCAAAUUUGGACCAGAACUUGUCGGUCAAGAACGGUCUCAUCUUCUAUAAGAAUAGAUGGUAUAUACCCAAAGACAAAAAGCUUCAGAUGGAAAUACUGUCCGCUACCCAUGACUCUAAGGUGGCUGGUCAUUUUGGCCAAUUUAAGACACUUGAGCGGGUGAAAAACAACUUCUUUUGGCCCAACAUGGAUAAGGAUGUUGAGGAAUAUGUCCGGAGCUGUGACAGCUGCCAGAGGAAUAAGACCUCAAGACAUAGGAAGUUUGGUAUGCUCCAACCGUUGGAGAUACCCUAUCGGCCAUGGACUUCCAUCUCUAUGGACUUCAUUGUGGGAUUGCCGGAAUCUAGUGGGUUUACAAAGAUCUGGGUAAUAGUGGGCCGUUUUUCGAAGAUGGCACACUACAUCCCUCUUCCUACCCUCAAUAAAACGGAAGAUUUGGCUAAGUUGUUCUUGAAGGAAGUUUGGAGACUCCAUGGUUUACCUGAUGACAUAGUCUCGGACAGAGAUAGCAGGUUCAUCUCUCACUUUUGGCAAUCUCUCAUGAGCCUCCUCAAUGUGAAGCUGAAGAUGUCCACAUCCUUCCACCCCCAAACGGACGGUCAAACAGAAAGAGUUAAUCAGACCCUGGAACAUUACUUGCGGAGUUAUUGUUCAUAUCAACAGGAUGACUGGGCAGAACUUUUGCCUUUGGCAGAGUAUGCAUAUAACUCGGCGGUCUCUGAGUCUACCAAAGUAUCGGCCUUUUAUGCCAACUAUGGUUAUGAACCCAGGACCAACUGGCCGGCCCCAAAGGAAGGAGUAGAAUGGAACAAUCCAGCAAGUGAGGUCAUGAUAUCUCAAUGGGAAUCUAUUUGGCAGGCUAUGAACGCCAGCUUGGGUAAAGCUAGAUUAAGGAUGGCCCGGUGGUAUGAUGCUCAUGCCCUGGUACCGCCCGAAAUCAAGCCCGGAGAUGAAGUAAUGUUGGACCGGCGCAAUGUGCAAACAAAGCGGCCUUUGGGAAAAUUGGAUCAGAAGAAGAUGGGACCCUUCAAGGUCUUGGAAGCUAUUGGUACCCGUGCCUACAAGCUCUCUCUUCCCCCUCAAAUGGGAAUCCACCCGGUAUUUCAUGUCUCUCUUCUGGAACCUUACAGAGCACCGGUAGAUCCUGAGAGAAGAGUUCCACUACCGGAACCCGAAGAGAUUGAAGGAGAACAGAACUGGGUUGUCCGAGAAGUAGCUGAUAGCCGGGUCAAUAAGAAAAGGAGACGAGUGGAAUACCUAGUGCUGUGGGAAGGUUAUGAGAACGAGGAUGCUACAUGGGAACCUUGGGAGCAUCUCAAGAAGAGUGCUGAAGAAGCCCUUCGGGAUUUCCAUAUGAGGUAUCCUAAGAAACCCAAAGACAAGCGGAUUGUUGGGGUGUAG